This is a messenger RNA of Strongyloides ratti, 1515 nucleotides long. Its product is annotated as Cytochrome P450 4V2. The record is from RefSeq and is a predicted model, not a curated record. NCBI's taxonomy places the organism in Eukaryota, Metazoa, Nematoda, Chromadorea, Rhabditida, Strongyloididae. Gene Ontology annotation, molecular function: monooxygenase activity; iron ion binding; heme binding. The transcript is spliced from 2 exons. The coding region runs from base 1 to 1515 and encodes 504 amino acids.
AUGUCAUUUUUAACCACUAUUAUUUUAACUUUAAUUAUUAUACUUAUACUUAAAAAUAUUAAAAAUAUUAUUAGUUGGUAUAAAGCUAGACAAAGAAAAUUUGAACUUGGAGAAAAAAUUCCAGGUCCAAAAAGAAUUCCUAUCAUUGGUAAUGCUAAUUUAUUUCAAGGUAAUAUUGAAGAUAUUGUGAGACGUAUUCAAGAGGAAGAUAAUAUUGGAAUAAAAAAUGGUGAUUCAUUAAGAAGAUUUUGGAUGGGUGAUGAUUUAGUUGUUCAAGGUUUGACAGCUGAAGCAAGAAAGAUAAUCUUUGAUAGUUCUGUUGAAAUAAGAAAAGGAUUUAUUUAUAAAUUUUUAGUUAAAUGGCUUGGAUAUGGUUUGAUAACAUCUGAUGGUGAUAAAUGGAGAGGAAGAAGAAAAAUGCUUACACCAACAUUUCAUUUUAAUAUGUUAAAAAAAUAUUUUGAUUCAUUUAAUAAUGAGAGUAAAAUUAUGAUGACUCAUUUUCAAAAAUAUUGUGAUAAAGAUAUUGAAGUUGAAGUUUAUCCAUUUGCUAAAAGAGCUGCACUUGACAUGAUAUGUGAUACUGCUAUGGGAGUAAAAGUAAAUGCACAAGAUAAUCAUGAUCAUGAAUAUAUUAAAGCUGUUGGAAGAAUAAAUGCAUUAACAUCAAUGUUUUUUAAAAAUAUUUUUUAUAGAUUUGAACCUUUUUAUUAUAUAUUUGGUAGAGGAUUUGAAAGAGAUAGAAUAUUAAAAACUUUAACUAAAUUUACUUCUAAUGUAGUAAAAGAAAAAAUUGAUGAAUUUAGAAGAAAUAAUGGAGUAAUUAAAGAGGAAACAUUUUUAUCUCAUCUUCUUGAACUUAGAGCAGAAAAUAGUUUGUCUGAUGAGGAUAUUAGAGAAGAAGUUGAAACUUUUAUGUUUGCUGGUCAUGAUACAACUUCAAGUCUUCAUGCAUUUUUAUGGUGGUCAUUAGCAUGUCAUCCAGAAAUUCAGAAUCGUGUUUAUGAUGAAAUUUAUGAUAUAUUUGGAAAUGAUGACAGAGAUGUAAAACCAGAAGAUUUAAAUAAAUUAAAAUAUACCGAAAUGGUUAUUAAAGAAACAUUAAGAAUGUUCCCAACAAUUCCUUUUAUUGUUAGAAGACUUAUAAAUGAAGUUGAAGUUUGUGGGUAUACUUUACCAAAAGAAACAAAUUUUAAUUUUCCAAUAAUUAUUGCUAAUUAUAAUGAAACUGUCUUCCCAGAUCCAUAUAAAUUUGAUCCAGAUAGAUUUUUACCUGAAAAUGUUGCAAAAAGAAAUGCAUAUGAUUUUACACCAUUUAGUGCUGGUCCAAGAAAUUGUAUAGGACAAAAAUUUGCACUGAAUGAAGUUAAAGUAGUUUUGUGUUGGAUGUUACGUAAAUUUAAAUUAAAUGCUAAAAGGCCUUUUGAAGAAGUUAAAGGUAUUGCUGAAGUGACAUACUGUCCUAAAGAGGGUCCUUAUUUAAUUUUUACAUCACGAAAAGAUACUUGUAAAUAG